AUGAAACCCUCAUCCGCUUGCAUGCUCGGAACGACUAUUGCCGCCCUUCUCUCAAGCACGACUGCUCAGGAGUCGCAAGAUGAGCACCCCGUGCUCCUUCUCAGCGAGGACGAAUCUUUCCAUUUCGAACUGCUGGUACCUCUAGGUGAGGCCAUUUACAGCGGUGCAGACAUUAACCCUCUACUUGCCGCGGCCAAAACAAUCACCCCUGGUGAUUUCGACAGCUUCAGCGAAGUCUUCUACGACCUUGCCAACAAAACAAAGCUUCAAGCUGAAGAUCCUGACAAUGCGUACGAUCUCGUCAACGUAAGAGAUACUUGGUUCUCAGCGGCGACGUACUUCCGCCGUGCAGACUUCUACCUCCACGGGGACUGGGAGAAUCCACUCAUCAAUACCCUUUGGGAUGAGCAGCUUGCAGCUUUCGACAUGGGGCUUUCGUCGCUGCCCCAUCCGGCUCAUCGGGUCCAGAUUCCUGCGGACAACUUUACAAUUGAAGCUAUCUGGUACGCGCCGUCUUAUGACAACAGCACGCAACGCCCGACCCUCAUCCUGGGCAAUGGUUACGAUGGUGCUCAGGAAGACUUGUACCAUACAGUUGUUGUCCCAGCCUUGGCACGCGGAUGGAAUGCGAUCACAUACGAGGGUCCCGGCCACCCGAAAGUGCGCCGCGAACAGAAUAUUGGUUUCAUUCAUAACUGGGAAGCGGUAAUCACCCCGCUAGUUGAUUACGUCCUCUCUGAAAAGGAAGGAGUCGUCGAUCCUCUCCGGCUGGUGCUGUUCGGGUACUCUAUGGGUGGUUAUCUCUCUGCACGAGCAGCUGCCUUCGAGUCACGGCUGUCUGCUGUGCUUCUCAAUGGAGGGAUUUACAGUCUUUACGAUUCUUAUUCACCUCAACUGCCGCCUGAAGCUCUGGAACUCUUCAACGCCGGCGACCAAGCAGCAUUUGACGAGGCGGUGGAGGCAAUGCGAGCUCAGCCUGAUCUCGCCAGCAAUGUUCGCUGGGGCCUCGAACAGGGACUAUGGUCGUUUAACACCAGGUCUGGGUUUGAAUUCUUCGAGAAAACUAAAGAAUUCACGAUGGAGGGCAUCAUCGACAAAAUCCAGGUGCCUGUUUGGAUCGCAGAUGCUGAGUUUGAAGGCUUUUUCAAAGGACAAUCAGAGUUGGUGCAUCAAGCUCUCGGUGAUCUGGCAACGCUUCAUGUUUUCGCAGACACGGCCGGGUACCACUGUCAGGUUGGAGCCUUGCAGGAGCUCAAUAGGGCUAUGUUUGGUUGGUUACAGAAGACGCUCUACUAA
Cyphellophora europaea CBS 101466 is the source of this 1296-nucleotide messenger RNA. RefSeq lists its product as uncharacterized. Bases 1 to 1296 code for a protein of 431 amino acids. The record is from RefSeq and is a predicted model, not a curated record. The transcript has a single exon. Lineage: Eukaryota; Fungi; Ascomycota; Eurotiomycetes; Chaetothyriales; Cyphellophoraceae.